This is a messenger RNA of Hevea brasiliensis (rubber tree), 1033 nucleotides long. RefSeq names its product protein CURLY FLAG LEAF 1. The record is from RefSeq and is a predicted model, not a curated record. The coding region runs from base 124 to 696 and encodes 190 amino acids. Lineage: Eukaryota; Viridiplantae; Streptophyta; Magnoliopsida; Malpighiales; Euphorbiaceae. Gene Ontology annotation, molecular function: protein binding. The transcript has 2 exons.
ACGAUCCCUUCAAAAUCUCAAACCCUUAACAGUCUUCAUCUAUCUCAAAAUCCCUAUUUCUACAUUAUCUUUAUAAAUAUAUAAUUAUCUGUUAGUUGAAGGUUGAAGAAAGGUGGUUAAGUAAUGAUACCUCCAAACAUGGCCACAAUCACUGCAUCUUUAGAGAGGUCUCUUCAAAACUGUUCGCUAAAUCAUCACCGAAGUAGGGGAGUUUUAGCCGCUGGAGAGAGGUCUUCGAGCACUGACGAUGUUGAUGCUGAUGCAGAAGCUGAAGCAGCACCGCCUCAGCAAAAUCAUCUUCUUCCUACUUCUGAUGACACCACCUUGGAGCUUAACUCUCAUCUCUCUCUACCUUACCAUUGGGAACAAUGCCUCGAUUUAAAGACAGGGGAGAUUUACUAUAUAAACUGGAGGAAUGGAAUGAAAGCCAAAGAAGAUCCAAGACUAACACCCUACAACGGGGAUUUCUACUCAGAAGAUGACAGCUCAUAUGACAGUGAGGAGUCAUCAUCAGAAUCCUCCCCUCCAUCUUCUUCAAGAGAACAUUAUCGGGUGCAGAAAGAAGAUCAUGUCCUGGUUGUGGCUGGUUGCAAAAGCUGCUUCAUGUACUUCAUGGUCCCAAAACAGGUUGAAGAUUGCCCCAAAUGCAAUGGCCAACUUCUCCAUUUUGAUAGAUCUGAAAAUGGUUCUCCAUGAAUUGAAUUUCUUGUUUCUUUUGCGUUAAUCUCUAUGGUUUUAAUUUUUAAUUCAAAGAACUCCUUUGUGCUUUUGAAAAUUUUCUGAGCGUGGAAUGAUCAUGAAAUGCGUUACAAAUGGGGAUAUUAGCUAGCCUGUUUUAGUUUACUAUUAUUUCUCCACCACUUCUUUUUCUUUUUCUCUUCUCUUUCUUCUAGCUGUUACAUUUGUUUUGUUUUUUUGGUUUCUUGAGGGCGCCAUUGAAGCCACCUAGCUAGGGAGAGAGAGUGCCAGUGCUAAGGUCAAUGCACAAGAAAGAAUAAUAUUUGGUAAUGAUUGAAACGUGUAGCUUUUCUUA